Molecule: messenger RNA, 1119 nt
Organism: Cornus florida
Lineage: Eukaryota; Viridiplantae; Streptophyta; Magnoliopsida; Cornales; Cornaceae
Exons: 5
Coding region: 122-850 (242 amino acids)
Source: RefSeq, a predicted model, not a curated record
AAGGAAAAUAACUGGGAAACGAUUUCUGGGCUGCCAAACAGACUCCAAAUAGCGCGAAAAUCAGAGUGACAGGAUCGCCGUUGCUCUCUUUAGUCGAGAGAAAAAUACUUUUGAGAGAGAGAUGGGAGGGAAAGGUCAGAGGCGAAGAGAGAAGAACUACAGAGCAGCACACGGGGGGCAUAGUCGUCUACCUCCGCCGCCUAAUCCCUCCUCCGUUGACGCUCUGCCCUCCAAACUCCGCCAGAUUAUGGCUUUUAAGAAUUUCCCCCAAACUGGAUCUGCAAAGGCAGUGGUGGAUACCGAGCGGAGGAAUAGACGAGAUGACGGUGGUGGCAGUUCUGUUAACAAGAAACAUCAUUCGGAGGAUGAAUUUGACUCUAAAACUACUAAAUUAAAAGGGGAAUGUAAUGGUGGAUGUUCAACACGACAGCGUGUGGGUCAUGGUGAUGAGAUUGUGGAAAAUAAUAGCACACAUGAAAAGAGAAAGAAAAAGAGAAAAAGAAAGCCAGUAAAUGACCUGCGGUUUGAAACAGCAGAGGAAUUAGGUGGUGGUGGUUCGAAAAGGCAGGAGCAUAAGAAAAAGCGUUUGGAAGCAAGGAAAAGGAAACACAAAGGCAGCGAGGCAGAAGAGAAUCUGGACUUCCCUGGUUGUGAAGAGAUCAAAUUUGGAGAUGUAGUCAAUGCUCCACCAAAGUUGGUCACAAUUCCCAAGGCAUUGAAGACAACCCAAGAUGCUUCACAUGAGAGGCUCCGUUUACAGGCUGUUGAGGCCUACAGGAACAGGAAAGGAUGGGCAUCAAGGCCGGGGAUACAACUCCCACGGCCCGUGAUUACAUUGCCAUCAUUAUAGUCAGUGUAAAGCGUGCUUCAUCAAAUUGUCAACGUCCUUUCUUCGUGCAUGUGGAGAUGGCUUUGUCAGUAGGGCGUGAUUAUAUUCGAGGGCUUUUGAGUGCCUCUGCAACCCGUAAUCAAUGGAACUUUUAUUUAUCUGUUUCAUUUCCGAGUACCAUGGAUUCUCUCAACUCCGGUCGCCUGGAAUACAUACGGUUGGGAUCAUUGUAUAAGCAGAAGCAAUAAACCCUCUGUAUUAUUCAUUUUGAAGUUUCAUGAUGAUUACCA